This is a messenger RNA of Rubroshorea leprosula, 697 nucleotides long. The record is from the annotation of a GenBank genome assembly. Lineage: Eukaryota; Viridiplantae; Streptophyta; Magnoliopsida; Malvales; Dipterocarpaceae.
ACAAUCUGCAAGAAAUCAUUGAGAAGGUAACCUGAGAAGUGCUGCAUCUUCUAGUCAUGGAGGCCAAGAUGUCUAACAAGAUCAGAGAAGUUGUUAGACUCCAACAAAUCUUGAAGAAGUGGAGAAUGCUCGCAACUGCAUCAAAGUCCAAUGGCAGCAGCAACACAAGCAGUCGCGGCAAGAGCAUCAAGUUCCUCAAAAGGACACUCUCAUUGUCAGAUAACUCUGUCAGGGACGCAUCAGGCAAUACCAUUCGGAAGGGAUACCUGGCUGUUAGCGUUGGAGAAGAGCAAAAGAGAUUUACAAUACCCACAGAAUAUUUGAGCCAUCAAGCAUUUCACAUUUUAUUAAGAGAAGCAGAAGAGGAAUUCGGGUUCCAGCAAACAGGUAUUUUGAGGAUUCCUUGUGAGGUGCCCGUGUUUGAGAGUAUCUUGAAGAUGGUCGAGGAAAAGAAAGACAAGUUAUUCUUUCAGGAAUGCAGGUUUAACAUGGAUGACAUCAUGAGAUAUUGCUCCCCAGAAAGCCAGUGGACUCCAUCUCACCAUCCUCAAAGCCCAAUGCGCAGAUAGUUCCUAGAAUCCCUCAACACUUCUGUUUUUCUUUGUUCUUUUUGCUCUUCUUUUAUUCGGCCAUGUAAGGAAGAGAGAAAAGAAGGGGUGUGAAGGGAAGAGACAUCAAAUAAGACUUAGAGUGUAUG